Messenger RNA from Mizuhopecten yessoensis (Yesso scallop), 2620 nucleotides. RefSeq names its product target of rapamycin complex 2 subunit MAPKAP1-like. Bases 157 to 1707 code for a protein of 516 amino acids. Gene Ontology annotation, cellular component: plasma membrane; cytoplasm; TORC2 complex. Gene Ontology annotation, biological process: TORC2 signaling. The record is from RefSeq and is a predicted model, not a curated record. The transcript has 12 exons. Gene Ontology annotation, molecular function: phosphatidylinositol-4,5-bisphosphate binding. NCBI's taxonomy places the organism in Eukaryota, Metazoa, Mollusca, Bivalvia, Pectinida, Pectinidae.
GCAAAUGUGGAUUUCCGGUAAGAAAAUCAGCAUAGAGGAUGUGAUGAACAGUCAGAUGAAGGAUCAACCAAGAAGACGAUUUAGCUGUGAUCACUCUGUUAGUACCUUCCGAUAAAUUUGUGUCAAAGUUUUAUUUUUUGCCAACAAUCAAUCAGCAUGGCGAUGAUGGAUGAUGCUGGUUUCCUGAUAACACACAUCAGGAACUGCUUCAUCACCAGUGAUGACACUGGAAUGUGUGAAAUUGUCUUGGAAACAGACGAAAAUGAUAAUUUUGAAAGAAAACAGACCCACAAAUCUGACCCUUCAAGUGCUGAUGACAGUGGAAUGGAAUCUUCAGACAUGGAGCUAUCGUCUGGGUCCUAUGACAUCAUGCCAGACAUGGGAUACCCUGGUCACAGAUUGAGGUCAAACACUGCCCAGAGAUUGGAACGCAUGAAGAAAGAAAAACGAAGUCAGCGUAAAGUUAAGAACAUUCCAUGGAGAGAUGCAGCUCUCAGCUAUAAUGUGGAAGAUCGGGGUCAUCUGUUUGAGAAGAAGUCAUUAUCAGAGAAUGCGGAGUCUCCCAUCUCCGUACCAAAACAAUCCAAACUUACAGAGCAGUUAGGGAUGUCGUCAAGUGAUAUGGACAAUCCCUUUCUUGAUUACCUCAAGUUUGAUGGACGAGCAAGUGCAGGUGUCCACUCUAGGAAGAUAGAUAUAUUUCUAACCAUGGCCGGCCCCGCUGACCGUCCCUACCCGAUGCCUGUUGUUUGCGUGGUCACUGCCAAGAUACAGGAGCUAAUUGGUCUCAUCUGCUGGCAAUACACAAAUGAAGGCAGAGAACCAAAACUCAAUGAGAACAUAGAGAUGUAUUCCCUCCACAUCGCGGAGGAUGACGGUGAGGUCGACAUGGACUUCCCCAGCCUUGACCCACGUGAACCUGUAUCAAAGUUUGGCUUCGCUAAGCUGGCAUUAGUGGAGAAAAACAUGCCUACCCAAACCCUGUCCAAGGCAUCUCUCGUGGUCACGGUCUAUGUACCCCAUCGAGGUUUUAACAAGUUCCAGAUGGAAGGCAUGGACAAUACCAUGAAGGAUAUCCUUCAAAGGGUCCUGAAGAGGAGGAAGGUCAAGAUCAGGCCAGGUCAGAGCUACAACCUGGAGAAGCAGACAGAGCCAGGAGUGGCGGUAGAUUUGGAUGCCACGUUGGCCAUCAUGGACACUAUGGAAUUUUGUCUCGUCAGACAACACAGUACUCGGGGUGAGGAGGUACAGGAGGAGGAGGGAGACAUGUCCGCCAUGGCUGAAUCACUCACAAGUCACCAAUACAAGAGUUAUAUUGUUAGUCUGGUGCAUAAACUCAGGGCCAACACAGAGGUCCAGCUAGGGGUGAGCGGAGAGAAGGUAGAGAUUGACCCCGUCGCUAGUAAGGGUACUGGACGCAUAUUCCGACAGAAGGCUGUCACUUAUGAUGCAGACAGUAUUGCCUCCUGUGAUAUAAUAGAGGAAAAGAUUACAGGAAAGUGUACAUUCAGGCUGACACAUCUGAGUAACCAUGACUACAAGCACCACGAUUUUGAGGCUGACUCGGAGACUGCCAUGGAGAUAGUGUCCAAACUUAAGAACAUUUUAGAACUGAGAAUAAGCCCGGCCAGGAAGGAAUACGUGGCAGCUCAGACACGCAAACUCCUCAAGAAAAGAGAUUCCCUCAAAUUCUCAUCCUUUUCUUAGCAGAGAGUGUCAGCAGAAACCGUAAAAUUUAGUGUGUGAAGGUUGAAAAAGGGGCACAUGAAAUGGAUGAUCUCUUUAGGUGAAGGGAACCAACACGUUGAACUAUGAUAUUACCAUUGUCACUAUUGUGAAAUAUUUGUAGAAGAUGUUUUCAAAAGAAAUGUUCCAUGUUGCCAUGGAUUUUAUAGAAUUAUAGUUGUUUGAAAUUUGAACGUUUGAAAACACAAAUAAAAAAGAAAACCUGAAAACAGCAGGGGUGGAAUUUAGGAUAUGUACGUUACAGGGCCUACGCUUUACAAAAACUGCCAUCUAGGAAUUAUAACUUCAAAUAGUGUCCAAUUUAUGGCCCACAAAGCCCAUGAAGAGGUUGACUGGGUAAAUUAUAUAUAUAACCGAAAAGGAGUUUUUCUGGCUUAGGUUAAACCGAAGUCUGACUAACACCUUUUGGUUUACUUCAUCUUUUAUAUAGAAGGGAGAAUACUUGGAGUUGAAAACUCCUUUUUGGUUACUUCAUCUUCUAUAUUGAAAGGGAGAAUACUUAGAGAGUUGAAAAACUUUGAGUGGCACUCCUCUAUGUGCUUGUAACUGAUGCAGUACAUUCUGUCAAGAAUUUAUGUCAUUUUUUGUCAGUAUUUGUUUAAAUAUUUGUAUUUAUUUGUACCAUAUGUAUUGUUCAGAUACUGAAAGUAGAAACUGCCAGAUAAAUUAAUUCUGCUAUUGCUGCCAAUAAGGUGUCAGGACGUAAGAGUUGCACGACAGUAACUUGUGGAAUAUCAUAAAUAGAAACUUUUUUUUAAACGAGAUGUUUUUCAGUGUGUGGUGUCUCAGCAUGUACUGUUAAUUAUCACAAGAUAAUUUCCCUCAAGAGUUGUCUCCCAUCACGUGCAGUUUAUUCAGUAAAUAGAAUAUAAGA